AUGGGGACCCCAGCCCAGUCCCUGGCGGCUGCUGCGCCCUCCGCGCCGGGCCGGCUGGAGUCCGCCUGCCUCACACUCCGAGAGAAAGAGGUCCAGGGCCGCCGCGGUGGGCUGUUGAGUGACUGCACGAACACCUGCGAGCGCGGAGGUCUGCGAAGGGUGCUUAUCAAGGUGGAACGCGGUGUCUGGAUGGCCUAUGAGUACCCCAAUUUCCAGGGACAGCAAACCAUUCUGGAGAAGGGUGACCAUUCUUGCUAGAGCGCCUGGAAUGACAGUGGUGGCCACCACAGCAGCGACCAGCUGCUCUCUUUCCGGUCUGUGUUCUGCCGGAACCACAGUGACAACCCUGUGACACUAUUUGAGGGGGACAACUUCCAGGGUUGCAGGUUUGAACACAGUGAUGACUACCCAUCCCUGCCCUCCAUGGGUUGGGCCAGUAGGGAUGUGGGUUCCCUUAAAGUCAGCUCUGAAGCGUGGGUGGCCUACCAAUACCCAGGCUACCAGGGUUACCAGUAUGUAUAGGAGCAGGACUAGCAUGGCAGGGAGCUCCAUACCUACAGCGAAUUUGGCACACAGGUCCAUACUGGGCAGCUGCAGUCCAUUCGAAGAGUACAGCAAUAG
Messenger RNA from Myotis daubentonii (Daubenton's bat), 621 nucleotides. It is a transcript of the gene CRYBA2, whose product is annotated as crystallin beta A2. The record is from RefSeq and is a predicted model, not a curated record. Gene Ontology annotation, biological process: lens development in camera-type eye; visual perception. NCBI's taxonomy places the organism in Eukaryota, Metazoa, Chordata, Mammalia, Chiroptera, Vespertilionidae. Gene Ontology annotation, molecular function: structural constituent of eye lens.